Molecule: messenger RNA, 2862 nt
Organism: Naumovozyma castellii
Lineage: Eukaryota; Fungi; Ascomycota; Saccharomycetes; Saccharomycetales; Saccharomycetaceae
Gene: NUP1
Product: FG-nucleoporin NUP1
Exons: 1
Coding region: 1-2862 (953 amino acids)
Source: RefSeq, a predicted model, not a curated record
AUGCCAUUACCUGCCACAGGAUUUGUAAAAUCCCAAUGGGCCAAUAAGAAAGAAGCUGAACGUCGCAACAGAUUUGGCAGAAAAAAUAACAGAUCGUCGCCUAUUUCUACCACUACUGAAGGAAGAACUAUGGAAAAGAUCUUUGGGAGGGAAAACACCAGUCGAAGAAUCUCAAAUUCAGACAAUCUUAAUGAUUCCGUUAAAGCAGCUGAAAGAUUAGAAAGGAGCGAAUCAUCAAAGCCCUCUAUAAUAUUAUAUGAAUCUAGUUCAAAUGCUAGGCCGCCAGCAUUGCCUAUUUUACCCCUCCAAAGAUUAAGAAUAUUGAAAGAGAAGCAAAAAUGGAGGGUCGCUAAGGACUUGCGACUUCUGAGCCGUCUCCCAUCUCACAUAAGCUCAAAUACUUCAGGAUCCUCAUCCUUGGCAUUACUAGAUUCUGAAAGUAAAGCUUCUGACAAUAGUGAAUCCAUUUUAUAUCAUAAGUCAUCUACUCCCUCACCUGUUAAAAAACUAUCUAGCAAUAGGUUAACGAAUCUUUCCUCCACUCCAUCAACAUCUCAAGAAAGCAAGCUCAUCCGCUUAGAAUCAUUGAGAAAUAAAUCUACAAGAACGCCAAGAAAGUAUAAAGGAUCCGUAUGGUCUGUUGACUUUGAUUAUGAUGUUCCAGAAUCCGAUAUAGAAUCAUUUGAUGCUAAUAAUGCACCAACAGCUUCUAUCGCCAGCAAGGUAAUCGUAGAUACCUCAUCACCAAAGUCUAAUCUACUGGCGCAACGAAUUCCCUCAGUGAACUCUAAAAAUUUAGAUACAAAUCCAGUUUCUGAUAUACAAAGGAAAAUUUUACUGAAUGGAUCUGCUAAAAGUCUGGUGGAAAAACCAGAAAGCGCUAGUGGUGCUCCAACCAUCCUACCCAUUAUACGUAAGAAAGAUGAAAAAUUAGGAGAUACUAAUAGUAAUAAUAUUGUUCUUCCAACAGUCGGCUUUAAUUUCCUUACAGAAAAGGAUACACCGUCAAAGAAGUUCACGUUGGAUGUUAAAUCUAAAUCGUUAGAGGCGCCUAUUAAAAGUAGCUUGGGGAAAAAGCCCAAAGCAACAUCCGGAUUAAAGUUUUCCUUCCAACCUACGAACGAAGAUGAUAAGCACUCUGUUCCAAUCCUUCCAAAACAAUCAAGUUUGAAAAUGUUGCCAACAAUGGAAUCUACAGGAGGGCUUUCUUCUACACCCACCAACAUGUCAUCGAAACUGUUAUUUUCAUUCAAUCAACCUACAAAAGAAAAUCAAAAGGAAGAUGAGCUGAAUGAGGAAGAAGAGCCAAGAAGAAAGAGACGGGCUCCUGCUGGAAUAACAAUUGAUAGGACAAAGAAAAGUCAACCAGCAUUUUCUUUCAGUCCCCAAACUAGUUUAGAGAAUAAGGGCAAAAUUGAGAAGGAAAUUACAUUCUCGCUUCCUAAAGAAAAAACACCAGAAGUAAGUACAAUACAAGAGACGACAAAAGUCAAACCUUCAUUUUCUUUUGGUCCACCAGCUGGUAGUUCAACUAAGACUGAUGUGGUUUCAAAAUCUAGCACGUUUUCAUUCCAAUCAAGUGCUCCUGCUGGAGCAGUAACUGCCCCCUCCACUGAUGAAAAAAAUGAACUUUCAAAACCAGCAUUUUCUUUUGGCUCGGUUAAACAAGCAGAACCUCUUGCUACAAAUGAAAAAGAGGCUCCAGUUUCGAAACCGUUAUUUUCCUUUGGGAAAGCAGCAGAAAAUCCUUUAUUAAGUAAAAAGGUUGAAGUGACAGCAAAACCACCGUUUUCAUUUGGAACAGUUCCAGCUAAAGAUGCUGGGUCCUCUAAACCUUCUUUUUCUUUCAAUUCAACCAGUGCUCCUAAUGUUACAGAUACAUCAGCUAAUAAACCAGCAUUUACUUUUGCUAGCACAACAUCAAAUAAAGAGACAGAGGUAGCUCAAAAAGCGGCAUUUACAUUUGGGAAAGCCUCGGACACUAAGGAACCAAAUGUACAACAGCCACAAAAUUCAUUCUCAUUUAACAAGCCAUCUUCGGAAGCAUUGCCUAGCAACACUCCAAAGGAAUCCAAAGGGUUUUCAUUUGGAGCUGCAACAUCUAAAUCAUCUACUCCAUUUUCUCUUGAUAAAUCAACUAGUGUAGAAACGAAGCCAGCUAUAUCAUUUGGUGUUACACCGACAACUAAUGCCGUAACAUCGACGCAGGGAUUCUCAUUUGGUAAAGAUACUCAAACUCCGACUUCUGGAUUCUCAUUCAAUAAGCCAAAUGUGGAUAAAUCAGCCAAAGAACUUGGGGUUAGCUUUAAUCCUCCAAAGCUAUUCUCACAACCUCCUAGUUCUGGAUCAUUAUCACCUGCUGGAAACGCCAGUUCCAUCUUUAAUAACAAACCUCCGGUUACAAAUCCCCUUCUUGGAACAGCAUUUGGUAAUAAUAUUGCUAAUACCGCGGCACCAGCUUCAGGGGGGUCAGUAUUUGGUAACACUACAAAUGCUCCAUCAUCAUCUGGUUUUAGUUUCAACUUUGGGAACAAAGGUCCCCAAGGAGGAACGGCAUCAAACUUCUCCUCAUCAUCUGUUUUCAAUUCAAAUACAAACAAUAAUUUGAUGGGAAAUGGUAUGUUCAAUGGUGGGCAAAAUACGUUUCCAAAUCGGCAGCAACCUGCAGUCCCACAAGCUGCAAUGGCGCCACAGCAAAUGCAGUUUCAUCCUUCUUCAACUGUAAAUAUGAAUUUUGGUAACGUAGGAAACGCUAACCCAAGCGCAAUCUUUUCGGGGACUUCACAGGCUCCACCUCAAAUGGGACAACCAGCGCAACCAACCUUGAGACCUAUUGCCCGAAUGAGACAGAGGAGAAGAUAA